UUGCUAAUUUUUUUCAUUAUAUUUUGUUCGUUUGUUAAGGUCGGUUCGAGAAAAAGUAAAAUAAGAUCCAACAGAUUUAUUUUUAAUUUAAUUUUAUUAAAAGAAUUACAACUAUAAGAUAUUGUAAAAAUAAAUAUAAACUUAAAAGAUGUGAAAUAAUUGUUAAUAAAAACAAACUGAGUUUGUCUUAAAUAAUAUAUAUAAACAAAGCGGUAAAAAAGAAAAAACCUUUGACACACCGCUUGUCAAAUUGUAAAAAAAUUAUCUGAAUAUAAUAGAAAAGUUCAGUAAAUAGUUGUUAAAGUUUUAAAAAAUUGUUAAUGUUGAAAUUGAAAACAAUCAUUUGGCUUUUACUUAAUUGAAAUAUAACAAAUUUUCCGUGAAAAUCGUAUAAGAAAGCACAUGAUUAAAGCAAAUUGUUUAAAACCAAAUUGUCAAAACAAUUAAUUAAGAGUUUGCAGGGCUCUAAAGAGAAACGUAAAAAAUUAAGAGUGUUAAAAAUAUUAACAACGGUGAAAAAUCUUGAUAAUUUUUCCAUAUUGUUAAAGAAAAACGUGUUAUUAUUAAACGUAUAAAAUUAUAAAUUUACCAAAGAUUAAUACAAAUUUGUUUAGUAAAUAACAUAAAAUAUUAUGGAUAGAAAGUUGAGAAAAACCUCCAACCUAAAAGGAUAUAGUUUAUUAAACAAAACUCCCGCAGCUGCUGCUACAGCAAAUAUUACCACUGCUAUGAAAAGUGAUAAUUUCAUGCAAAAUUCAUAUGUGAUUCCAACAAAUACAAAUGCUACCUCAAUGUCCCCAGUUACAUUACCGCCAACACCCGCUAAUCUAGCCAAAGAUGCUGCCGGCUUAAAUCAGUAUCAAACACCUCAACCAUAUCGUAGCACAAGACAACGUACCAAUAAUAACAACAAUAAUAAUACAACGACGACAACUGUGCAACAGAAUGCCAAUUAUAGUGCAACUACAACACAACAACAAUUACAGUCAUCGACUGUGCAAAAUAAUCACAUUAUCAAUAACAACAACAACAAUAUUGCUAUGAAUAAUCAAACAUUGAUGAGUGCUAAAGCAGCUGCCUGCAUUGCUUCACCUAUGGAACAGCUGGCAGCAGUUCAUGCAAAGGCUACUUCAAGUCGUAAUAAGAAUGAAGAGGCCAUAAACGACUUAAAAACACGCAUUCCUGAAAUCGAAAAUAUCUUCGAUAUACACAGUCGUAUUGGUAAUGGUACCUUUAGUACGGUACUAUUAGGUACUUUGAAAAAACAACGUGAUGUACCUGAACACUUAAAGCGUAAAUUUGCUAUUAAACAUCAUAUACCAACUAGUCAUCCCGAUAGAAUAAUGAAAGAAUUACAGUGUAUGGCUAAAAUUGG
This is a messenger RNA of Lucilia sericata (common green bottle fly), 1375 nucleotides long. RefSeq names its product type-2 histone deacetylase 1-like. The record is from RefSeq and is a predicted model, not a curated record. Gene Ontology annotation, molecular function: ATP binding. Lineage: Eukaryota; Metazoa; Arthropoda; Insecta; Diptera; Calliphoridae. The transcript has 2 exons. The annotation marks the transcript as partial.